ACUGGGUUUCCUUAUUCCACACAGCCAGAGGACAGGAGCUCAGAACCCUCAGUUUCCUUCCAGAAAAGACGCUUCAUUACUUCUGUAGGACGAGAGCUCACUGUAAACAUGGUUGAUAGAAGCAUUGCACUGGAGGCUCUGGGAGCACUCUGCACUGGCAACGUGACGUCUGUCCAGAAACAAGCAUCACCAGCUGGUUUGUCCAGAGAGAACCUUCAAGCGGGACCACGGCAGAAUCUGUCCAUCAAGCUUCUCAUCCCUACUGUCAUUGAUGGAGAUGAACACUGCUCACACUACAGCCAAGUGUCAAGAUUCAUGGACAGCUGUGGUGGAGCUGCCUCUCCCGCACUGGACGAGGCGGUUGAUCAUAUCAAGAAGAAUCUCAUUAUUGAUGAGGAAGAAUUCUUUGACCCAGAGCAUGACAAUGAUUUCACCAAGCUGACUGAGACUGAGACCUAUUGGAGAGGUGGAGAGAAGUACGAGCGUCCAUGCGGUUGGUACCGAUUCGGACUCAAGAAACCAUCCAAAGCAUGUGAUGUCAACACUUUAUCACAGGUGCUGGACAAGUAUUGUGGAAAUACCUGGCUGGGAACCACGUACCGUGGCACCCAGUCAAGCCCAGGGGAGUGGCCUGUGUCUUACCACGGGACGUCAAAGAAAGGUGCCGGCGGCAUCAUCGGAGAUCACUACGAGCCAGGAUCACGGCAGGCCUAUGGCAGGGGGAUUUACUCCACACCGGAAAUAAGUGUGGCGAUACGGUUUGCCACGAAGUUCACCUCCAGCAAGAAUGGCAAGACGUACAAAGUGAUUCUGCAGAAUCGAAUCAACCCUGUGUUCAGAGAGAAGCACAAUAACGACCUCUACUGGCUGGUCCCCAUCCCAAAGGGAACAUCAAAAGCAGAAAAGCAGGAGAUGGUAGAGAGGGCCAUCCGUCCUUAUGGCCUUCUGCUGAAAGAGGUCUAACAGAGGAAGGUCUCUCUCACAAACACACACACACACACACGCAUGCACGCACGCACGCACGCAUUUGCAUAUCAAGAUGAAUAUGGAAAAAUAAUAUCUCAGCUGUAUGUGUGCUUUAUAGACGGAUGGAAUAAACAACCUGCAAACUCAA
This is a messenger RNA of Hippoglossus stenolepis (Pacific halibut), 1114 nucleotides long. RefSeq lists its product as uncharacterized. The transcript is spliced from 4 exons. Bases 109 to 963 code for a protein of 284 amino acids. The record is from RefSeq and is a predicted model, not a curated record. Lineage: Eukaryota; Metazoa; Chordata; Actinopteri; Pleuronectiformes; Pleuronectidae.